This is a messenger RNA of Carlito syrichta (Philippine tarsier), 1572 nucleotides long. Its product is annotated as exocyst complex component 4. Gene Ontology annotation, cellular component: exocyst; growth cone membrane; synapse. Gene Ontology annotation, biological process: Golgi to plasma membrane transport; exocytosis; chemical synaptic transmission. The transcript has 10 exons. NCBI's taxonomy places the organism in Eukaryota, Metazoa, Chordata, Mammalia, Primates, Tarsiidae. The record is from RefSeq and is a predicted model, not a curated record. Bases 41 to 1537 code for a protein of 498 amino acids.
UCGCCGGAGUUUCAGCCGACCGGCUCUCCCGCGCACCAAGAUGGCGGCGGAAGCAGCUGGUGGCAAGUACAGGAGCUCAGUCAGCAAAAGCAAAGACCCCUCGGGGCUGCUCAUCUCUGUGAUCAGGACACUGUCUACCAGUGAUGAUGUGGAAGAUAGAGAAAAUGAGAAGGGUCGCCUUGAAGAAGCCUAUGAGAAAUGUGACCGUGACCUGGAUGAAUUGAUAGUGCAGCACUACACAGAAUUGACGACAGCCAUUCGCACCUACCAGAGCAUUACAGAGCGUAUCACCAACUCCCGAAAUAAAAUAAAGCAGGUCAAGGAGAACCUGCUUUCAUGCAAGAUGCUGUUGCACUGCAAACGGGACGAGCUUCGGAAGCUGUGGAUAGAAGGCAUUGAACAUAAGCAUGUCCUGAACCUGCUGGAUGAGAUUGAGAAUAUCAAACAAGUGCCUCAGAAGCUGGAACAGUGCAUGGCCAGCAAGCACUACCUCAGUGCCACUGACAUGCUGGUAUCAGCAGUUGAGUCUUUGGAGGGUCCCCUGCUCCAGGUGGAAGGACUGAGUGACCUCAGACUGGAGCUGCACAGCAAGAAGAUGAACUUGCACUUGGUUCUCAUAGAUGAGCUGCACCGACAUCUGUACAUCAAGUCCACCAGCCGAGUGGGGCAGCGUAACAAGGAGAAAGGGAGAAUGAGCUCCCUUGUGAAAGAUGCUUCUCCUGUUCCUCUGAUUGAUGUGACAAACCUUCCUACUCCUCGAAAAUUUCUUGAUGCCUCUCAGUAUUCUGCUGCUGGAAGCUCAAGUGCUAGGGAACUGAAUCUGCAGGACAUCAAGGAGGAUUUGGAAUUGGACCCAGAGGAGAACAGCACUCUUUUUAUGGGCGUCCUCAUCAAGGGCCUGGCCAAGCUGAAGAAGAUCCCAGAGACUGUAAAGGCAAUCCAAGAGCGCCUGGAGCAGGAACUCAAGCAAAUUGUGAAGAGGUCUACCACGCAGGUGGCGGACAGUGGCUACCAGAGGGGGGAGAGCCUUCCCGUGGAGAACCAGCCAAGAUUACUUCUGGAACUGUUGGAGUUGCUGUUUGACAAGUUCAAUGCUGUAGCCACUGCACACUCUGUGGUUCUGGGGUAUCUACAGGACACUGUUGUGACCCCACUGACUCAGCAGGAAGACAUCAAAUUGUAUGAUAUGGCAGAUGUGUGGGUGAAGAUCCAAGAUGUUCUGCAGAUGCUAUUGACUGAGUACUUGGAUAUGAAAAAUACUCGUACAGCCUCUGAACCAUCAGCUCAACUAAGCUAUGCCAGUACAGGAAGAGAGUUUGCAGCCUUUUUUGCCAAGAAGAAACCUCAAAGGCCAAAAAAUUCUCUUUUCAAGUUUGAAUCGUCCUCCCAUGCCAUCAGCAUGAGCGCCUAUCUACGCGAGCAGAGAAGGGAGCUCUACAGUCGGAGUGGAGAACUUCAAGGUAGCAGCAAGAAUAUCCACCAGAAAGGCCAGAAGGAAACCAAAGUCGCAUUGAAAGCGCAAAUCGUACAAAACUGAAUUCCGGCCAACAUUUUCAAUUUAUCACGCAAUUA